Molecule: messenger RNA, 3419 nt
Organism: Osmerus eperlanus (European smelt)
Lineage: Eukaryota; Metazoa; Chordata; Actinopteri; Osmeriformes; Osmeridae
Gene: wdr24
Product: WD repeat domain 24
Exons: 12
Coding region: 331-2691 (786 amino acids)
Biological process (GO): positive regulation of macroautophagy; positive regulation of TORC1 signaling; cellular response to amino acid starvation
Cellular component (GO): GATOR2 complex; vacuolar membrane; cytosol
Molecular function (GO): protein binding
Source: RefSeq, a predicted model, not a curated record
GUGAAACUUGUUCACGCGAGAUGCAUGGUGGUCACAAUACUAUUUCCGGUUCCAGUGAACAACACUUGUUUCAAAAGUGUGUUUCCGCACACUAGUGACACAUUCCUUGCCAUGGUCCAUCCUUAAUCCUGGCUCCUUGGGACAGUCACAUUGGACUCAAGCUCUGGGAGAAUUAAGCCAUCCGACAUGCCCCUCCAGCCCAUGGAAGCGCACAUUCUACACAUCCAUUCGUUAAAGGACUACGGGACUAAAGGUGAACUCUGACAGGACUGCAUGAGAAGGCCCCUGUGUGAUUCUACAGGCUGAGGCCAGCCGCUGCUAUCUGGAGUCAUGGAGAAGAUGUCUCGGGUCACCACGGCGCUAGGCAACAGCUCCAUCAGCGGCCGUACCAUGUUCUGCCACCUGGACGCGCCCGCCAACGCCAUCAGCGUGUGCCGCGACGCCACGCAGGUCGUGGUGGCCGGCAGGAACAUCUUCAAGAUCUACGGCUUGGAGGAGGACCAGUUCGUGGAGAAGCUGAACCUGCGCGUUGGCCGCAAGCCCUCGCUCAACUUUAGCUGUGCCGACGUCAUGUGGCACCAGCUGGAGGAGAACCUGCUGGCCACGGCCGCCACCAACGGGGCCGUGGUCACCUGGAACCUGGGCAAGCCCUCGCGGAACAAGCAGGACCAGCUGUUUACCGAGCACAAGCGCACCGUCAACAAGGUGUGCUUCCACCCCACCGAGGUGUACAUGCUGCUCAGUGGCUCGCAGGACGGAUACAUGAAGUGCUUCGACCUGCGCAAGAAGGAGUCGGUCAGCACCUUCUCAGGUCAGUCAGAGAGUGUGAGAGAUGUCCAGUUCAGCAUGAAGGACUACUUUACUUUUGCUGCUUCCUUCGAGAACGGGAACGUUCAGCUGUGGGACAUCCGGCGGCCCGACCGGUACGAGAGAAUGUUCACCGCCCACACCGGACCCGUGUUCUGCUGCGACUGGCACCCCGAUGACAGGGGUUGGCUGGCCACAGGCGGCAGAGACAAGAUGGUGAAGGUGUGGGACAUGACCACGAACCGGGCCAAGGAGAUCUACUGUGUCCAGACCAUCGCCUCCGUGGCCAGGGUGAAGUGGCGCCCAGAGAGGAAGUGGCACCUGGCCACGUGUUCCAUGAUGGUGGACCACAACAUCUACGUGUGGGACGUCCGUCGUCCCUUCAUUCCCUUCGCCACCUUCGAGGAGCACAAGGAUGUGACCACGGGCAUCGCGUGGCGCCAUCAGCACGACCCCGACUUCCUGCUGUCGGGCUCCAAGGACAGCACGCUCUACCAGCACAUGUUCAAGGACGCCAGCCGGCCCGUGGACAAGGCCAACCCAGAGGGGCUGUGCUUCGGACUGUUUGGCGACCUGGCCUUCGCCGCCAAGGAGAGCCUCAUCAGCGGAGACCCCAACAGGAAGCCGUACCCCGGAGGAGACCGCCGCUACCCCAUCUUCUUCUUCAAGAAGCCCGACCUGACGGAGCAGUUCGCUCACGUGUCCAGCGUCCUCAGCGUGUUCGAGACGGACCUGGAGAGCAGCCGCAUGGACUGGUUCGUCAAGACCGCUCGCCUCUACCUCCUCAGCGGGAAGCCUUUCGCAGAGCUCUGCGACCACAACGCCACGGUGGCCAAAGAACUCAACAGACCUCAGGUUUCAACCACAUGGACCAUGCUCCGAAUCAUGUUCUCCGACCCGGCAAACCUCUCGACGCCGGUUCCAAACCACAACAUGGGCAAGCUGGCCGCCUUGCCUCUGAUGAACAGCUUCAGCAUGAAGGAGAUGGGGACGGAGAACCGUCUGGACCGCAACAAGGGAGAGAGCCGCCAGGAGAACCCUCACCUGGAGCCGGGGAACUCUCACAUCAGCAACAACAACGACGAGAACGAGGAGACGGAGGGGAGCGAGGGCCAGGCGGAGUACAUGUUCGGGGAUGCAGAGCUGGAAGAUGAUGACCUGUACUCCAUAGAGCAGGACAACCAGGCUGCCGAGGAGCUGGAGUUCACGCUCCCCCAGGAGGCGUUCCCGCUGCGCCACGAGAUCAUGGACAACCCCUCUGCCCCGGAGCCCCUGCAACAGGACAAGGCCGACUCGCCGCACGUCAGCGGCAACGAGGCGGAGGUGGCGUGCCUGACGCCCAUCGAGUCGCUGUCCCUCAUCUCCAUCUCCCAGCCUCUCUUCAGCCCCCACCUCCCCGCACGCUUCUUCUGCCCCGUGGUGAGGGAGAUGCUGGGCCACUACGCUGAGCAGGGGGACGUGCAGAUGGCCGUGUCGGUGCUCAUCGUCCUGGGAGACCGCAUCCGCAAGGAGAUCGACGACCUCACCCAGGAACACUGGUACAUGUCCUACAUCGACUUGCUGCAACGCUUCGAGCUGUGGAACGUCUCCAACGAGGUGAUCAAACUGAGCACGUGCAGUGCCAUCACCUGUCUGAACCAGACUUCCACCACCCUGCACGUCAACUGCAGCAACUGCAAACGGCCAAUGAGCAACAAGGGCUGGAUCUGCGACAGGUGCCACCAGUGUGCCAGCGUGUGUGCUGUGUGCCACCAUGUGGUGAAGGGGCUGUUUGUGUGGUGCCAGGGCUGCAGCCACGGGGGGCACCUGGAACACAUGAUGAACUGGCUGAAGAGCAGCUCUCACUGCCCUGCUGGCUGUGGUCACCUGUGUGAGUACACCUGACCUCCACCCAGCCCAGCUCCACCCAGCCCAGCUGCCCCCCACCUGCUGCUGUUUGGGGGAGUGGGAGUACAUCUCCUCACCCCUGGCACACCAGGCUGGGGCCGUGCUACCGGGGGUCUGGGUCAUAACCCUAACCCCAGGGGGUGUGGACUGCAUUGAGUCCCUUCCAGUGUACGCCUAGCUGUAGGCGUGGGGAGGAGAGUCUAGCAGGGUGGCUGUGUUGGAGCUGGGAGAGCUGGGGGCGAAGCAUAGCCCACUGAAUCAGCCAAUCAAAGAGAACAAGCAGACUCAUGAUUGUGUUUGGGACGAGCCCCACCCACUUUUUAUAUCCAAUGGAUGAAUGCUCAUGAAAUGUAUACAAUCACUGUUUGUGAAUAGACAGUAUAUAUAUAUUUGCUAGGAUUGCCUUUUUAAGCUCUUCGGUGUAUUGCGCAGCUGGCCUUGAUUCACAUGCGGUUAGGCAGAAAAAAUGUUUGCUGUUCUAAAUGUUUGUAAAUAGAGAGACUUAUUUUGAGAAGAGUUCUGUUUGAUGUUCAUUGUGAGGGUGUUGAUUUGCCAAUAUUAUUAUUUAACCAUCCAGAUCUUCCACUAAACAUGUUUAGCACAGUGUUUUCUAGGGCAAUAAAUAUUUUGCUAAAAAUGUUUUCUCUUGAAUGUGAACUUGUCUGAUCUUACUGGACUGAACAGGGACAGGAAACCAAAAGUUAAUAAAUGUUUUAUUAUUUGAA